AUGGUACUCACGAUGGAUUCUUGGUUUGCCCUGAGGAUGUUCAACGUCCCUAAUCGCCUGGGCCUCUCAGACAACGCCAAGGUGAUGCUGCAAGCUCUCGAAGACCACAAAUACAGAUCCCUCGAGGAGGCUGAGAUCGGCCGCAUGCUGCGUCUGAGCCCUGGCAGACGCCUGUCUAUGAUCGAAACCAUCCGGAAGUGCACCACCAUGAUGGCGAAGAAGCAAGAGGAAGUUGCCGUCUGUGUCUUGGUCAUUCAGAUGUGCACCGAGGUUCUGGAGAUUGCCAAUCGCCCCCCUUCCAACACUCAGUUCCCCUUCAUGAAGCUGCCUCGCGAGAUUCGGGCCCGUGUGUUGGGCAUGAUCAUCAACGCCGGGCCCAAGAGCUGCCGCCUGCCCCCGAUUAAGCGUUCUCAGCAGUAUCACCCAUGCAACUGUGCAAACCCAGAGAGGCGCCACGUGGAAUUCCUGACGCCCAAGCAGUGGGCAACGUACAGGAUUCUCGGCAAAGCGCUGCGUGACGAGUUCUAUCCUAUCUUUUACAAGCAACAGACCCAAUACUUCACUUGCUGCUGCGAUCUCCUCAGCCAGCUUCAAGCCAACAGGUGCCUUCGUGACUACCUGCACAAGGCUGAGAUUCACUGGUGCGGUCCCAAAUCCGAUAAAGCGUUCAAGGAGUUGGCGAAGUGCCCCAACCUCACGGAGUUGACCAUCAAGCUCUCUAAGGGCACUACUGCCAUUCUCAAUGACCGCGAGGAGAAACUCCAACCUUUAUUCCCUCUCAACUACAAGAGCAAGAGGAUCACUGACAGCCUUGGAGCCGACGAGCUCUUUGCCAUUCGAGGUGUCAAGGUGGUGGAUGUUCAGCAUGUCCAAUCGGCUCAGAAGCUUCAGCUGAACGACUUUGAACGCCAGGGUCUACACUCAGCUCUGGAGGUCACCGUUUUACACCCCAGGCAAUGUAUCCACGAUCCCUUUCGACCGCUCCCUUCCUACUAA
Molecule: messenger RNA, 996 nt
Organism: Colletotrichum graminicola M1.001
Lineage: Eukaryota; Fungi; Ascomycota; Sordariomycetes; Glomerellales; Glomerellaceae
Exons: 2
Coding region: 1-996 (331 amino acids)
Source: RefSeq, a predicted model, not a curated record